Messenger RNA from Metarhizium acridum CQMa 102, 555 nucleotides. RefSeq lists its product as uncharacterized. NCBI's taxonomy places the organism in Eukaryota, Fungi, Ascomycota, Sordariomycetes, Hypocreales, Clavicipitaceae. The record is from RefSeq and is a predicted model, not a curated record.
AUGGCCGUCCUAGUAUCGUACGCCACCUCCCACGGCUCAACUAGAGAAAUGGCAGAGACAAUGGCCCGAGAGCUGUCUCAAAAGCUCGAACCCAUCCAGGUGGACUGCAUCCCUGCAGCCGCCACCCCCCUUCUCUCCAGUCCCAAAGGGAAGAAGUACAAGGCGGUUGUGAUCGGUAGCGCGAUCCACCUCGGCCGGUGGAUUGCGCCGGGUCGGCGCUUCGUCCGGCAAAACGGACCGUAUCUCUCGUCGGCAGGUCCGGAUGUGCCGCGCGUGUGGGCUUUCAGCGUCGGCAUGCCGCCGGCCGACGACGACCUCGCCAAAGAGGAGGCGUCCAUGGACAAGUGGCUGCGCGAGCGCCUACAUCUACAGGGGCAUCGCCUGUUUCGCGGUGCAUUCGACAAGGCGGAUCUGCCGUGGAUUAUACGCCUCAUCUUUACGUGUUGUAUCCCCAAAGACAAGACGCGGUUUGGCGACUCGCGCGACUGGCCUGCAAUCAAGGGCUGGGCGAAUGGGGUCGGGACAGCAGUAAAGGAGCAAGCCAUGCCUAGUUGA